AUGUACGGAGGAUUAGGGCACCGAUCAUCUGAUGAUGGCGUCGUGCAGCCUCUCCUCGACGAGCACACGCCCCUUCGCACCAGCCGUGGCGGUGGAGGGGUGUUACAUCGCGUGACCCGCUUCGCUGGCGCCGCCGCGAUCGGCGUGCUGGUCGUCGCCGCGGGCUUCAUCGGCACCGAUCCCUCGCAUCCCGAGGUUAAAAAGUUCAACGGUAUUUCAGAGCUGGGCGAUGGGAUCGCGGCCAAGGCUACGCCGACCCAUCACGCGGCGUAUCGCCGUGCGGCGCUGACCCCCGCGCAUCACAGCCUGGGGUCCCUCGACGCCGAUACCGUCGGUCGCCUUGGCGAUGAGGACGACAUCGCGCAAAUCGAUUCCCUCGACGCACAGGUCGAGCGGCUCACUCGCGAGCUCGCUGAAUCCCGAUCGGAGAGCACCGAGCUCGAGAAGCAGGUGCAGACUCUGGAGCAGUCCAUCGUCGACACCCGCGAGGAGUUCCUCAAGAUCGGCCACGGCGGUCGCAGCAAGCACCUCGCGGGCUCGCACGACAACGAGAUCAUCGCCGACCUCGAGAACCAGCUCAAGGACAAACACUACGAGCUCGAGAAGACCCGCAAACAAAAGUACAAGCUCUACAUCAAGAACAACGAGUGCAACUCCGCACAGGCGGAACUCAGCAAGAAGGUGGCCGAAUACAAGAAGGACAUGAUGGAGGCAUUCGAGCGCGCCGAGGAAGUUAAAAAAUUCGAAACGUGCGCCGCUGAGAAACAUGCCAUCGAGUCCAAGCUCUCGACGUGCUCUGAGAAACUCGAGACGUCGCAGACGGACCUCGCCGCCGCGCGGGGCGACGACGUCUCUGACGAUGAGCGCAUCUCCUCGCUCGAGUCCAAGCUCAGCCAGUGCCACGACUCGCUCGACGCCUAUGCUGAUACGAUCGCCGACUUCAAGAAAGCCGUGGAGUCCGACCAACUCGAACUCGCCGCCCGCCAGAGACUCGUCGACGAGCUCAACACCAAAGCCGCCGCUUCCGACGAGCUCGCUGAUCGCCUCAAGGUGGAGGUCUCGAUGCUCGUUGAAGACGUCCAGGCGUGCGAGCUUGACGGCAAGUCAUUCGACUUCUUCUGCGCGGGCGAGGGUGAAACAUGCGAGUGCCCCGACGGCGACGUCGUCUGGGGCCCAAGGUACCACGCCUCCGACCCCGACAGGCAAAACAUCUUCGCCGACGUCAUUGCCACGCAAAGGUUCAUUGUCAAGCCCGGAAAGUCCGACUACGAGUGCACCAACGAGCACUUCGGCGCCGAUCCCGAGCCUGGUGAGUCCAAGGCGUGCUUCUGCGCGCCGAAGGGUCUGAAUUACAACGUCAAGGCGUCCAUCGACGGCGCACAGCCGUCACCUGCGCCCGCCGUGGUUUCCGAGCAACCCGCACCCCCAGCGCCGGAGGUUGUCGAGGAAGCCGUGGUCGACGACGCCGACAUUGAAUCCUACGAAGAAUCGCUCGAGUCCGCACCCGCGCCAACGAAGCGCGAGAUCGAGCCCGUCGAAGUGGCCGAGGAGCUCGCGAAGCAGUUCGAAGAGACUGUCGGCGAUGACAUCAUCCAUGAGGUCGAGACCGAUGCGGAGAUUCGCGAGGACGAAGCCGCCGCCACCUCCGCGCCGCACUCCGACACCAACACCAGCGACGCCGACUCCGCUGUCGCUCUCAAGGAUGUGGCCUGGAAGACAUACGAGGAGGAGGACCUCGACGAUCUCUACGAGGAUCUAAACGAGAAACUCGACGAGGAUCUCCCCGAGAGUGCCGACGACAUCGCCUCGCAAGUCGCCGCCGAGAACGCCGCCGCCGCCAAGGCCAAGGCUGACGCUAAGGCUGCCGCUGUGAAGGCUUUCGGCGAAUGCCAGGCCAUGUGCGCCGCUGAGCACGAGUGCUGCAACAUCGACAUCGUCCAGGGCUCCAAUCAGAGGCUCUCUUGCCUCCAGGCCUGCACCAUGGUGAAGGGCGGCGUCACCGCAGAUCAGUGCAACGCCGAGUGUGCCGACGUCAAGUGCGACCGCACCGUCAACGGCGUCACCUACCACCACUGCAACUUCCCUGGCUGUGGUGACGUGCCCGCGCAUAAGGACGCCUUCGGCGAUAAGUUUCAGCUCGCGCCUUACGAGUGCGCCGCUCAAUGGGGCACCAACGACAACUCCUGCAAGAAGGGCUGCCUCAACGGCGUCACCGACUACGAAGCCUUCAAGGCGAAACAGGCUGCCGAGGCCAAGGCCGAGGCCGAGGCCGAGGCCAAGGCCAAGGCUAAGGCUGAAGCAGAGGCCAAGGCUAAGGCUGAAGCAGAGGCCAAGGCUAAGGCUGAAGCAGAGGCCGCGCCCUAUGACUCGUUCGUUUUUGCCGAAAGCCUUGUUGGCGUUCAGCAGGACUGGAGGCACGAUGGGACCAGAAGAAAUGGCGGCUUCGUUAUUAACCCUGACGGCACGUGCACCUCUUUCGGGUCCACCGGUCCGGUGACGGUUGUCGACGAAACCACUAUCAUCGCAAGGUUCGCUAACAUCAAUCAUAAGAUCGAGUACAAGAAGAUCGAGGACGGCUACUACGUUGGCACUGUCGUUGAGCCAGUGCGAAACCCGCCGACGAAAGUUACUUUCGGCAAACCGUCAUCUCCGCCGCCCUCGCCCGCGUCUCCGCCGGCGCCGACGCCGACCAUGGCUGAGGGGCUCUUCAUGUUCAUGGGCGGCGAGUCCGGCAGAUCCUGCGCUGACGAAGGCAGCCGAUUCAUCUGCAACCGGCCCCACAUCGGGAGCUGGGAGAGGAACACGUUUGCUUAUCCCACUCGCGAGCAGAUGAACCAAGUUUCCGGCCUCAAGCCCAACAUGGUUUCCAUCAAGGGCGGCCAGCGCGGGACCUACUGCUACACCCAGAACCUCGAUAUGAAGUGCGGCAGCGGCAGCCCAAACACCCUCGCGCACUGGUUCACAGUCGGGGGGGCGGAUCCCGUGAAAGCCGACUGGACCGGCGGCGGCUUCGGCUCCGCGGACAAGAAGUUUGAUUACUUCAUCUCACUCAAGUCCAACGAGGCCGGCGGUGCUUUUUGCAACGACGCGCGGGGGAGCUCGACCAUCAAGUGCGACAAGCCGACCGUCGGCAAGGGCGAGACAUUCCACAUGCUCUGGCUCUCGACGGAAGAGUCCAAGUCUGCUGACGAGAAGGCGGCGGCUGAAAAGAUCGCCAUCAACUCGGCACCCGCACCGCCGCCCUCGCCCGCGUCUCCGCCGGCGCCGACGCCGACCAUGGCUGAGGGGCUCUUCAUGUUCAUGGGCGGCGAGUCCGGCAGAUCCUGCGCUGACGAAGGCAGCCGAUUCAUCUGCAACCGGCCCCACAUCGGGAGCUGGGAGAGGAACACGUUUGCUUAUCCCACUCGCGAGCAGAUGAACCAAGUUUCCGGCCUCAAGCCCAACAUGGUUUCCAUCAAGGGCGGCCAGCGCGGGACCUACUGCUACACCCAGAACCUCGAUAUGAAGUGCGGCAGCGGCAGCCCAAACACCCUCGCGCACUGGUUCACAGUCGGGGGGGCGGAUCCCGUGAAAGCCGACUGGACCGGCGGCGGCUUCGGCUCCGCGGACAAGAAGUUUGAUUACUUCAUCUCACUCAAGUCCAACGAGGCCGGCGGUGCUUUUUGCAACGACGCGCGGGGGAGCUCGACCAUCAAGUGCGACAAGCCGACCGUCGGCAAGGGCGAGACAUUCCACAUGCUCUGGCUCUCGACGGAAGAGUCCAAGUCUGCUGACGAGAAGGCGGCGGCUGAAAAGAUCGCCAUCAACUCGGCACCCGCACCGCCGCCCUCGCCCGCGUCUCCGCCGGCGCCGACGCCGACCAUGGCUGAGGGGCUCUUCAUGUUCAUGGGCGGCGAGUCCGGCAGAUCCUGCGCUGACGAAGGCAGCCGAUUCAUCUGCAACCGGCCCCACAUCGGGAGCUGGGAGAGGAACACGUUUGCUUAUCCCACUCGCGAGCAGAUGAACCAAGUUUCCGGCCUCAAGCCCAACAUGGUUUCCAUCAAGGGCGGCCAGCGCGGGACCUACUGCUACACCCAGAACCUCGAUAUGAAGUGCGGCAGCGGCAGCCCAAACACCCUCGCGCACUGGUUCACAGUCGGGGGGGCGGAUCCCGUGAAAGCCGACUGGACCGGCGGCGGCUUCGGCUCCGCGGACAAGAAGUUUGAUUACUUCAUCUCACUCAAGUCCAACGAGGCCGGCGGUGCUUUUUGCAACGACGCGCGGGGGAGCUCGACCAUCAAGUGCGACAAGCCGACCGUCGGCAAGGGCGAGACAUUCCACAUGCUCUGGCUCUCGACGGAAGAGUCCAAGUCUGCUGACGAGAAGGCGGCGGCUGAAAAGAUCGCCAUCAACUCUGGAAAUGUCGGCAUCGACGCCAACUUUGUCUACGAGUUCACUCUGCAGUCGCCUGUUGCCGCAGGUCACGGACCUGAGAUAUACGAAAUUUUGUUUGACGGCAAAGCUGUAACGAAAGACCAGGUGGCGGUGCAUUUCCCGGCAAUCGGGCGCGUCGGACAUGGCUCUGAAGCGUUCAUGGAUGGUAAUCCUAACACAUAUACGACUUGGCAAGACGGGAACAAAAUUCCCCCCGGAACCAAAUUUUUCAGCAUCACGUCGAAGAAGGUGAAAGAAAUUAAGAUCAAGUACCACAGGCCGAAAUACUCUCCUGGCUGGACCAUCAAAGAAAAUGGCAUGCCGUUUGUGAGCGAAACGUCGAACCGUGGCACUGGAUCUUGGCCAUCACCAGUGACGUACACCUACAACUCCUAA
This is a messenger RNA of Micromonas commoda, 4809 nucleotides long. RefSeq lists its product with no specific name. The coding region runs from base 1 to 4809 and encodes 1602 amino acids. The record is from RefSeq and is a predicted model, not a curated record. NCBI's taxonomy places the organism in Eukaryota, Viridiplantae, Chlorophyta, Mamiellophyceae, Mamiellales, Mamiellaceae. The transcript has a single exon.